Molecule: messenger RNA, 93 nt
Organism: Fusarium verticillioides 7600
Lineage: Eukaryota; Fungi; Ascomycota; Sordariomycetes; Hypocreales; Nectriaceae
Exons: 1
Coding region: 1-93 (30 amino acids)
Source: RefSeq, a predicted model, not a curated record
AUGGGCAAGGCCGAGGCCGAGGCGGGAUCGACGAUAGGCGACAGGCCAGCAAGCCAGAAGUGCGGUAGAGACAAGAAGGGGCAGGAAGGGUAA